Yarrowia lipolytica CLIB122 is the source of this 2655-nucleotide messenger RNA. Lineage: Eukaryota; Fungi; Ascomycota; Dipodascomycetes; Dipodascales. The record is from RefSeq and is a predicted model, not a curated record.
AUGCAACACGAGCCCAGCACUCCACCCGUCAUCACCAUGACUUUGCCCAAUCCGUCGCUGGCCGACCUGGAACACGAAAUGGGCUCUCCUCGGUCUAAAAACCCCAGCCGUAGAUACAUCACCAGUGACACCCGAUCGGUGUCUCUCAGCUCACUGCCUUUUGAUGACCGGUACUUGAAAGAACACUUCGUGGACGGCGAGAAACCACAACUGCCACUGGUACCGAUGCCCUCCGUGGCUCCAGAGGCUCUGGCAUUCGACUCGAAGUCGCUGUCGACUCACGGACUUCAUAUUAAGUCGCUGUCGGCUCGUGAGUUUCAGACAAAGUCACAGUCGGCCAACGAGUUCCAGACCAAACCUCUCUCGCCACCCUCUAACCCGCAGUCACCACUCUCCAAAGUGAAGCCCGUGUUCAAGCCAAUUGGCUCACCCACAUCACAAUCCUCUUUGGGUCUGCAACCACUGUCCGAGAUUGUCUACAUUGAUCUAUACAACUUGCCUCAGGCGAAAAAACAUGUGGAACAGACUGGCCGACUACCCCAAUGGCUUCAGGAAUGCAGAUCACUUCAAUAUCUCAUGGCGCCAAAAAUGGGUCUCAAGGUGAUCGACGCAUGGGUCUCUUCCUCCCUGGUGAACCUCAAGGUGCUCGAUAUCCGCUCCAACAUCAUCACCAUUUUCCCAGAUCAUCUUGCCAGACUCUCCGAUAGUCUGCUGGUUGUCAAUUUGGACGAUAAUCCGUGUCUGGACAAGUGGAUGAAACGAAACAAGCAAUUUGCAGAAAGAUUUAAUGCAGCAAUUGCUCGAGCUUUGGCCCUACCCAAGAAGAAGGCUCCUAACUCCUACUCUACGCGACUUGUUGGCACUAUUUCGUCUUCCUCAGAGUCAGAGCAGCACCAACAGCAGUCCAGAACCAGCAAGAACAUCUUCAAGUCGUUUCGAAAAAAGCGACAUUCGACCUUUAAUCUUGAGACGCUCAGUCCACCAUCUUCGGACGAUGAUGACGAUUUCCUCACCUCUCUGACACCAGAUCCACCAAUUGGAAACACCUUCUCUUCUGCAUCCAUGGCCUCUGCCGGGUCGUCUCAGGGCUCGAGAACAUACUGUGACUCCGUGGAGUCAGCAGGGUCCUCUGCUUCGAUGGUCAAGCCUGUCGACAUUGCUAAGACCAACGUUCUGAUAGAUCUGUUUCGAGAUAUUUGGGAAUCGACAACUUUGGAUCUGCUACCUGACAUCAGAGAGCCCAUUUCAGUUUAUAGCCAGGAGCUAAAUCCCACAAACACCUCUCUGAUCCAAUUUGGAGCGGCAGAAAUCUCACGACAAAAAGUGCUGGACCUCUAUGAACAACUGGUGAACCUCGAGUUCACCUACGUGCAACACAUGACCGAACUAUGUGAUUUUAUACAGAUCUACGUCAAUGCCUCUGGAAAAGGCAAGCCGCAGGCGGCCAAAGCAACAUUUAGAGACCUGCUCCCUCUGCAUAAAAUUCACAAGGACACCAUGUUCCCCGGUAUCGAAAAGGCUUACUCUCGGUACCUCAACAACAAAGACAGCAACUUCGAGCCGCUUCUCAAAGUCUUCAAGAAGAAGGAGUCCAUUUACGCCUUCUACUCCUCCUUCGGAAGCAACUACCCCACCAUCUAUGCUCGAGUAUUGAAGUGGGAGGAGAACUUUGCCUAUCUCAAGGAGGCCAAACCCAUGAGCUCCAUCAAUGCUGUUUCUUUUGGGUCCAUGGGAGUUGGACGGCCUGUCACCGUGAACGAGGCCAAGAACCAGAAAGCUGCCAAGCGAGAGACUGUUGCCCAGGUGACUGCCGCCUCAUAUAUGUGUGCGGACUGGAUGAAGAUAUGCCAGAAACGACCCAACCAUUCAAUGGCCCGGCUGUCUGACUACAUGCGGCUACCCCGCCAACAUAUUCAGGAAGUCAAAGAACUACUAACCCAAAUGUCUAGAUUUGGAGACCCCUUCCUGACCGAGUGUGCUGAGCUGUGGACCAAGUUUGUUGCUGAUCUGGACAUUGUCGUCAAGAAGGCCGAGGGCAACUACUUGCUUUACUGCUUCCAGCGAGAUUAUGGACACUCGGCGCCCAUUAUUGAACCCCACAGAACUUACGAGUUUGACUUUCUUGCAGUCCUCGAGAAGAAGACGCUGUUUGAGUCUGCUAAGCACAAGGGUGAGGGUGACGCGGUUGUAUACAACCAUUACGCCACGCGUAUCAAGAACCUGGACCAGGGCUUUAAGUACGCAAGCCCCACUUCGUCCGUUGUUGACAGUCUGCAAGUCAAACAGCUUUAUGCCGGGGACGACAUGUUGUCUCACCACUGUGCCACGCAUCUCCGAUUGGUAAUUUGCAACGACAGCAUCAUAAUACUUGAUGAGAAAACCCGCCACACAGUCCAUAGUGUUCCCAGGAACCAAGUUAAGGCUACAGCUGUCUGGGAUAGGUCUACUCUGAUGUUUGAUGAGCUUGGUAUCGAUGAAGAGCCCCUGGCCACUCUUAUUCCCACGGCCAAGAUCCGGCUGGUGUUCCUCAAAUCGCGCGACGUCUGGCAUCUGGAGCUUGGCUCCAUUUAUGGUCUCAAAAAGAAGCGACCUCAGGACGUGGCAGACGUGAUCAACGGAGACAAGACUCUUAUAAUCCCCACCCCUACGGCCUAG